AACGCGACCUCCCUGUUUUUAUCUAAUCCGAGCCAGCUGGUUGUGUAAGUUCAGUGUUUUAUAACUGAUAAUUAUGUAAGGAGGCUAUUGUGACGCAAUUCGCCAUGGUCUUUGUCCACAGUUUCAGCUAGUGUGUUUGGGUGUGAUACAAAGAAAAUUGUCAAAAGAUGCCCCUGCUAACAGAAUGUGGUCACACAGACUCAGUCAGAAUCGGAAUCUUGGAGGUCCAAGGGGCUUUUCUUGAACAUAAAAUUGCUCUGCUGAAAGCAACAGAAAAAUUACAACUGGUCACCCCCAUUGAAAUAUCUGAAGUGCGUCACCAAAGCCACGUGAGCUCCAGUCUGGAUGGGAUAAUAAUUCCUGGGGGCGAGAGCACAACCAUCAGCCUCUUCUUGAAAAGAAACAACAUGGUAGAACCGUUGAAAAAAUGGAUAGAAGACAGGAAACACGUGACCUGGGGAACGUGCGCAGGAAUGAUAAUUUUAGCGAAACAAAAUGAGAAUCAGAAAAUAGGUGGGCAACCAACGUUGGGGGUCAUGGAUACGGAUGUCUCACGGAACUUCUUUGGUCGUCAAGUCAACAGUUUUGAAGCAGACAUAAGUCUUAGUGACAGUUUUUUGAAAAUGUGUCCGGGAGAGAAAACCUUUCACGGCGUUUUCAUCCGGGCACCUGCCGUGGUUCAAACUUUCUCACCAAAGGUUGAAGUCCUCGCCUCUCUGAAACGAGCGGACAUGUCCGAACCGGUGGUUGUGGCUGUCCAGCAGGACAAUGUAAUGGCCACCGCCUUCCACCCGGAACUGACGGAAGACGUCAGGUGGCACCAGUAUUUUAUAGAGCGUGUCUACAAGAACAAACAGGCCAUGACCGGAACAUGAUUAGGUUGUUCUAGAUCUUUUAAUGCAGUUACCUCUCUUUUACUACUCAAGAAUUUUUACUUUUAUUAAAAAUAGUACUGUGUGGAUUUUU
Molecule: messenger RNA, 966 nt
Organism: Magallana angulata
Lineage: Eukaryota; Metazoa; Mollusca; Bivalvia; Ostreida; Ostreidae
Product: pyridoxal 5'-phosphate synthase subunit PdxT-like
Exons: 3
Coding region: 168-875 (235 amino acids)
Biological process (GO): pyridoxine metabolic process; pyridoxal 5'-phosphate biosynthetic process
Cellular component (GO): cytosol; glutaminase complex
Molecular function (GO): glutaminase activity
Source: RefSeq, a predicted model, not a curated record